CGCUGAGUGAAACAGAUAGCGGCCGCUGACUAACACACAGUCGUCAUGUCCUCUGGUGGAGAAAAGUCCAAGCCUGUCUCCCAGCCUAAUGGGAAGACUGCUCAGCCAAAGAGAACCGAGAUGGGCAUUGGAAACUAUAGGAUGUAUGUGUUUGACCAGGAAAACUUUCAGGGCCGUAUGAUCGAGAUCAGCAACGAGUGCAUGAACGUGUGUGAAAUGGGCAUGGACAGAGUGCGUUCCCUUCGUGUGGAGUGCGGGGCUUGGGUGGGCUGGGAGCAGAUGAACUUCUGUGGAGAGAUGUACAUCCUGGAGAAAGGUGAGUACCCCCGCUGGGACUGCUGGAGCAACUGUCACAGGAACGACUACCUGCUCUCCUUCAGACCUGUCAGAAUGGACCCAGAGAAGCAUAAAAUCUGCCUGUAUGAGGUCGGUGAGUUCAAGGGCCGUAAAAUGGAGAUUAUCGAUGAUGAUGUGCCCAGUAUGUACACCUAUGGAUUUACUGACCGUGUUGGUAGCAUCAUGGUCAGCUGUGGAACUUGGGUGGGCUACCAGUACCCCGGUUACCGUGGCAGCCAGUACCUGCUGGAGAAGGGUGACUACAGUCACUUUAACGAGUAUGGUGCUCGCCAUCCCCAGAUGCAGUCUGUCAGGCGCAUCCGUGACAUGCAGUGGCACCCGGAUGGCUGCUACACUAUGGCCACCAAGUGAGGGCUUGGGAGGAUGAGAAAGAGAGGGAACAGGGGGGAGAGAAAGAGAGAGGGAGAAGAAGAUGAAGGAGGGGGAAGGGGGAGGGCCAAGAAGGAGAGGAGGAGCGGACCACCUGUGUGAAACAUCCUGGGUAGGAAAACUGAUAGAAACAGAGGUCAAUCAGAUACAGGUGACAGCUUAAUAGAGAGAAAGUAUAAAGACACAAACGCAUUGAUGCCAAAAGACUGCAGUUGUAAAGACUGACAAAGCAUUUUCUUUCUCAACCCCAUCUUCUUUUAACUCAUCUUCUUCUUUCAUCCCUCUUCCUCCUCUUCCUCAUCCUCCGUACAUUUUUCCGCUGAGGAAAUCAGUCCAUCACAAUGAGCCUUAACUGACCCCUGACUUAGUGGAGUCAGGGAUGAUGAUAGACAGGG
Triplophysa rosa is the source of this 1121-nucleotide messenger RNA. RefSeq names its product crystallin, beta B1, like 2 (gene crybb1l2). The record is from RefSeq and is a predicted model, not a curated record. Gene Ontology annotation, biological process: visual perception; lens development in camera-type eye. The transcript has 6 exons. Bases 46 to 708 code for a protein of 220 amino acids. NCBI's taxonomy places the organism in Eukaryota, Metazoa, Chordata, Actinopteri, Cypriniformes, Nemacheilidae. Gene Ontology annotation, molecular function: structural constituent of eye lens.